Messenger RNA from Leptomonas pyrrhocoris, 3543 nucleotides. RefSeq names its product putative DNA repair and recombination helicase protein PIF3. Gene Ontology annotation, biological process: telomere maintenance; DNA repair. The coding region runs from base 601 to 3543 and encodes 980 amino acids. The record is from RefSeq and is a predicted model, not a curated record. Gene Ontology annotation, molecular function: DNA helicase activity; ATP hydrolysis activity. Lineage: Eukaryota; Euglenozoa; Kinetoplastea; Trypanosomatida; Trypanosomatidae. The transcript has a single exon.
GACAGCCAACAAAGCAGUCGCCUUCACUCUGAAGGGACAGGCAACAGAGGAAGCGGACUUCCCACAGAUACCACAACACACCACAUCGUAAUACGCGACCAUCAUCUUUUUUUUUUCCUUUUCUCUGCUCGCAGAUAGUGUUAUUGACAUCACUUUUUUUUUUCAAGGUGAGAGACAUGUAGCGGUGCGCGCGUGUAAGUUUACCAGCAGGACAAGUUAUUUUGGCUCGCGAUGCUUUCAAAGCUGCGCCUGUGCAGACGAGCCUUCGACCUGACGAAUGCGAAGCGAAACGUUGGUGUCGCGUGCCGUUGUAUGAAAAGGAGAACGACACGAGGGUGUUUGCUGAUGGCGACCCAAGUCCGUCGCUUCCAGGCUUUCACUGAAGAGACUGGGAAAAUGUAUUACAGCACCACCAGCCAGUCUCGGUUUUCAAAAUGUGUCGACGGGGAAGAGGAACGUCAGUACACCGCCACCUUCGCCACAGCCGCGGCAGCAGUUUCUUCGGCUUCGACGUUUCCUCCAUCUCAAGCGCCCCUCUCACCGUACGACGUUGCCUCUGGGACUUCACAAGACUCCACAGCCAGGCAGCCAGAACUCGCGAUGAAAGACUCGACAGCGCCGGGAUCAUCGUCAGCUCGCGAUCAGCAGGAAGGAGCCGGUUCUUCAGCGGAGGGGAGUAACUCAGAGCUGGCCACCCUCUUCGAGUCUUUGCUGGACUCUGCGCAAGCGCCUUCAAGUGUACAGCAAGCGCAUGCGUGCAUCAACAACGCGGGCAAGGCUACGACCGCAUCUAAACUUGCUGCCGAGCGUGUUUCUGAGUCCGCACUGCCGACUCCGACUCCGACUCCGCUGGAGCUGCUGCCGCCUCGACCAACACAAGCACCACGCGUAUCUCUGUUCUCGCGUUUCCGCACCGACUUCGGCACAACGGACGAGGGGCCUUUUGAUGCUUCGUUGCCGGCCGAGACUACACAGCCUCCCGGGGUGUAUUCGGCGUUGUUCCGUGAGUCCUUCGUGAACCCGUUCAACGGACGCCUUAUCCGCACAAACUCCUCCUCAGCGACGCGACUCUUUCGACUGGGCUUUUACCGCAGUCGAACCAACCCGCUGCACCUAGAGUGGAGUCCUACGGAGUACGUCACGGCGUUGCAGAAAGUGUUGGCGGAACAGCAGAAACGCUUUGAGAAUCGAAAGAAGAGACUCCAGCGUCAGCAGCGACGAGAGCAGCGAGCCGCCCGCGCUUCCGCGUCAUUGCUGAAAACGACAAAGGGCGAGACGGAAGCUCUGGUGUCAAAUGCCCAUCCUACCAGUGAGACAAGCGCUUCGGUUGACGUCCCAAUGACGGACGCGCAAAAUGCGAAGCAAUCGAACAAGGUGGAAAGUACGGUGUCGUGUGAGCCCUUGCUCCCUGCGGAGGCGGUUGCAGAGGCACGCGCCCAGCUGCUUCGUCCCUUGCGCCGCCUCGGGGCCGAUCAUUGGAUGAGCACCGUCGCGAACAUCAUGGAGCGGCAAGACGUCUUCACCUUUCUGAACAAGGAGAUGGAGCGGCUGUACGCGAACCUGUGCACCGCCUUGGUGCCACCGAAGCUCGACACCCCGGUGGAUGCCGCGGUGGCGGACAUCGAGCUCACGCGAGAUCAGAAGCACGUCAUGCAACUGGCGCUGAGCGGGUUCAACAUCUUCGUCGGCGGGAGCGCCGGGACGGGCAAGACGGUGCUGCUGAAGAGCAUCUUUCGCGAGCUCACUCGUCUUGGCCUCCGCGUUGCCAUGACGGCCACCACCGGCGUUGCGGCUGUCCAGCUGGGCGGCUGCACCUUCCACCACGCCUUCAACGCGCCGGUGGACGCGACGCCGCAGCGGUGGGACGCCAGCGCUCUCCGCGCGGUGGACGUCGUCAUCAUCGACGAGGUGUCGCUGCUGGACGCGAGCAUGUUUGAUGCCUUCGACAUGGAAGCCCGGCUGGCUCGCAUGCGCCACGUCCCGUUUGGUGGUCUUCAGGUGAUUAUUUGCGGUGACUUUCUGCAGCUCUCACGCGAGGACACGAUGCCGGCGUACGAGAGUGCGGCCUUCAAGUACCUGGUUGCCGUGCGUCUCGUGACCCCGAUGCGCCACAGCGCGGGUGCCCCGCUGCUGAAGCUGUUGGAUGAGCUGCGCCGUGGCGAGUUCAACACGGAGCAAUUCCAAGCGUUGGACCGGCCUAUCCCGGCCAGCACGACCCAAAUCACCUACAUCUUCCCCCGCCGUCGGGAGGCGCAGCAGCUGAACGAGGCGAAGCUUGGAGAGCUAGAGUCGCGCGAGAUGACCUUCACUCCUCAGCGCGGACCGCUGCAGCUGUGGGGCACGUUUACUCCGUCUGCUUUGAUUGAGGUGGCGCGCGAUGCAAAUGGCAUGCAGAAGCCUUUGCCGCGCCGGGAGCAGGUGCUGGAUGCGAUCCACACUGAGGCGCAGCGCAUUCUCGGCAACGAGGGCGGCGGCACGGGUCCUCUGCCCCGUGUUGCGGACCAUGAACUGGUUCUCAUGCUUGUGCGAUCGGAAGGCACAACUUCGAACACGCGGUUCAUUCUGCGACUGCGCUGCCGUGAUUCAAAUGAAACAGCAACGGCGCCCACAGCGACGACCGGUGCUGGGGCGCCGGACAUGCACGAAGAGUUCUCGAACCCUCUGACAGCAGCGGCGCUCAGGGCGUUCACCCCCAUGGUGAAGCCCAGCAAGGUGAAUAGCAUGCUCCCGCGGGCGCCGCACCGAGCGCAACGCGUCCUAUCGCCCUUCUCCGAGUCGGCGUGGGAGCAAAUUGCGGCUGCCGUCGCGACGCGGCUCGGUGGCCGCCUCAUCACCAUGCUGUCCCCCGAGCCACCUUCCAUGGUGCCACUGAGUGUGUCGAUGACGCUGGCGGACAUGACCAGCCCCGACAUCGCCCACUCCCUCUCGCCUCUGCGGCUAAAGCUGGGCUGCCGCGUGAUGGUGAACCGCAACCUCUCUCGCACCGUGUCCAACGGCAGCGUCGGCAUCGUCGAGGCUUUUGCCCCACCCGAUGCGGCGCUCUUCCCAUGCAGCACCGACCGCGUGCGGUCCAACGCCUUCAAGCGUCUUGCAGAGGGCAAGCUGUUCGAGCAGCUUCCGGUUGUGCGGCUGCUCAGUGGCGAAGUGGUACAGGUGCCGCCCGUCUCGCUGCUUGUCGGCGGUACCGCGCAGAGCUACUACUACGGGCACGAUGUCCUCACAAUACCUCUGCAGUUGGGCUACGCGUUCACCGUGCACAAGGUUCAGGGUCUGACGUUGCAAGGCACCGUAGUGCUCGACUGCGAAAAGUUCUUCGACUGCCCACACCUCAUUUACGUUGCGUGCUCGCGUGUCCGCCAACUAGACCAGCUCAUUGUGCGGCACGUUGAGCCUCGCAUGAUCAUCGUGCGGCGCAGCGCGCUGGAGUUUUCGGACCACUUGCAGGAGGCCUUCGCUUUGAACACGCAUACCCUUCCACCGACGUGCGUGCGAGGCACAUGGACUCAACAGACUGCACAGCGCAUUUUGGCCAUCUCAGAAUAG